AUGGCGGGCACCGGCCCCGGCCCCGGCCUCAACCUCGCAGCCACCACUUCCGGCGCGCCCGCCCGCCGUCACCAUAGCGACGCUUCCGCUUCCGGUCGCGGGACGUGGAUUGCCAUGGAGGAGGCGCAGCGGAGCGCUCUGCGGCGCGGCCGGGUGCGGCUGGUGGAGGGGCUGCGGUGGGCUGCGGGGCGUGGCCGGGGGUCCCGGUCCUAUCGGCCCGGCGAUAGGGCGUUGUGCCCCCUCAGCUCCAUGACAGGCCCUGAGCACCGGCACCCGAAGGAGCAAGCACGACAGCUGGUUAUUGACCUGGAGACCCGUGGGAAGCAGGCCUUCCCAAUAUUCCUCUCCAUCCUGAGGGACACCGGGCACGGUGACCUGGCUGACAUGCUGGAUGAGGGCUGCGGAAGCCCGAUGUCCCCACCUGUGGACCUGAGGCCUGUGCAGCUGGAGCUGCCUGGAGAUAGGCGUGACAAAAGUGUGAGCACUGCGGAACGCUUGUCCAUCCCAGUCCAACCUGAGAGUGAGCGAUUUCGGAUGCCUCCGGCACCAGCCCAGGGUUCAGCUGUUGACAAGAGGACCACAGACUGGUGUACCAGCUGCGAGCACCCUUGUGGGCACUGCCUGAUCUUCAACAAUGUCAGCUUCAGCAGAGACUCUGAUCUGUCGACUCGAGCUGGCUCUGACAUAGACUGUGAGAAGCUGGAGAAGCGUUUCAGGUCCCUGUGCUUCCACGUCCGGACCCUGCGGAACCUCAAAGCUCAGGAAAUUGAUGUGGAGCUGCGGAAGCUGGCGCGGCUCGACCACAGUGCCCUGGACUGCUGCCUCGUGGUCAUCCUCUCCCAUGGUUGCCAGACAAGCCAUAUUCAGUUUCCCGGAGGGAUUUAUGGAACAGAUGGCAAAAUCAUUCCAAUCGAAAGGAUUGUGAACUAUUUCAAUGGGUCCCAGUGCCCGAGUUUGAGAGGAAAACCCAAACUCUUCUUCAUCCAGGCCUGUGGAGGAGAACAAAAGGACCAAGGAUUUGAGGUGGAUUGUGAAUCACCCCAAGAUGAAACUUGCCGACGUUCCAUAGAGUCGGAUGCGAUUCCUUUCCAGGCUCCAUCAGGGAAUGAGGACGAGCCAGACGCCGUCGCCAGUUUGCCCACUCCUGGUGACAUCUUGGUGUCCUAUUCAACUUUUCCAGGUUUUGUGUCCUGGAGGGACAAGGUGAGUGGCUCGUGGUACGUGGAAACCUUGGACAGCGUACUGGAACAUUACGCCCGUUCUGAAGACCUGCUAACCAUGCUACUUCGGGUGUCAGACAUCGUAUCCACCAAGGGGAGGUACAAGCAGAUCCCGGGCUGUUUCAACUUCCUACGUAAAAAAUUCUUCUUCCUGUGCAAGUGAUGUGGGGCUGUCGAGGUCCCCAUCAAUCUGAGGAUUGCUUCCCUGUGGCUGGAUGAAAGCUGUCCCUGCUGUGACUUGAACCAGGUGUUCCUGGUCUGGCUGUGGAGGGAUCUGUCCUGAGAAAUGCGACCUGUGCACAAGCUGCAAGAUGAGGACUGGCCCUGUCCCAACCUGUGGGGACAAUCAGUUGUAGGGAACAUGCUUUAGCAGGGGGGUUGGGCUUGAUGCUCUCCAGAGGUGUCUUCCAACCCCUAUGAUUCUGUCCCAGUGAUAGGAAGGGGGAGGGGAUGUGUGUUGGAAUCCCCAGUGCCAGAGUGUGCCGGCCCAGUGAUCCCAUUGUGGAGUGAGGGCCUCCAGCUGUGCCGUGGCUGUGCUCUCCUUCCUGGUGAAACUGCAGUGGAUUGGAGGAUUCAGUGGAAUCAAUUGAUGGAAUCAAUGGAAGUACAUGAUUUUUGCAACAAGAGAUUUUUCUGUUUGAGUGAAAUAAAAACCAGAAGCCAAAAAAAACCCACAA
This is a messenger RNA of Gallus gallus (chicken), 1897 nucleotides long. It is a transcript of the gene CASP9, whose product is annotated as caspase 9. Lineage: Eukaryota; Metazoa; Chordata; Aves; Galliformes; Phasianidae. Gene Ontology annotation, biological process: apoptotic process; proteolysis; regulation of apoptotic process. Gene Ontology annotation, cellular component: cytoplasm. The record is from RefSeq and is a predicted model, not a curated record.